UUGAGUUAAGAAAAGACUAGAGUCAGGUUACACGGAAACGUGUCGGUAGGGUGGGAGCGCCAUGGCCCCGCCAGGUCCUAUGGGCACAUGUACGUCGAAAGUAGCAGCAGUGCUGAACAUCAAGAGACGCUUGAGGUACAGACGGCAUCGGCUAAUCGUGUUUACGAGGUACCCGUCACCGGGAAGCACCAAGUCCAGGCUGAUAUCGGUUCUGGGCGAACAGGGAGCGGCUCUGGCGCAACUGUACAUGACGAACAAGACGAUAUGGGAAGCAGCAGGGCAACUCCAAAAGAGGCGUCCAGACGAUAUUUCUGUUGAGGUACGCUACACCGGAGGCACUGCAGACGACCUGAGGUACUGGUUGGGGUUUAGGAGAGACCUGGAUACAUGGUGGAGCGUCCAGGAGGGAAAGGAUCUCGGCCACAAAAUGGCAAAAUCUUUCAAUGAUGCAUUCAUGGAUGGAGCUGAAAGUGUAGUAUUGGUGGGUACCGACAUACCCGCCAUUACGGCAGAUGUCUUGGAAGAGGCAUUUCAGACAUUGGAGUCCGCACAAGAAGAGGACACUUGUGUCAUUGGUCCUGCUAAGGAUGGCGGGUACUAUCUCAUUGGCCUCAACCGACACACUCGGACAUGGGUCGUAGAUGACCUAUUUCAGGAUAUCGCAUGGGGUACAGACAGUGUGCUUCAACAACAGAUACAGGCUGCAGAACAACGGGGAAUACACUGCAGUCUAUUGCCUUAUAGGCUACAGGAUGUGGACACCAAAGAUGACCUUGACGAAUUUGAGUUGCGGACUGGAAUUAGUCGACAGGAACUGUCGGCUCCGAGUUGGACGGUCAUCAUCCCUGUUCUCAACGAAGCGAAGAACGUUAAGUCGGCGAUAGACAGCGCCAUGCAGACUGCAUCAUCAACGAGUUCCCACACUGAGGUGGUGGUAUGUGAUGGUGGGAGUACAGACGGUACACCAGACGUCGUGAAGAGUGUUGCACAGUUGUAUCCUGAAGGCACAGUCAAGUUUGUGUCAAGUCCUAAAGGAAGAGGUGUCCAGAUGAACACCGGUGUCCAGCAUGCAACAGGAGACUACUUGUUGUUUCUGCACGCUGACACAUGUCUACCGUCGUCAUGGCAACGUGUGGCUUUCAGGACGCUUUGUAAGCCCGGAGUGUCGAUGGGAGCCUUCCGUUUUGGUCUGAAGGAUAAAUCAGCUGAAGGAUCAGACAACAGCAGUGAUAGCUGGUGGUUCGAGUUGCAGAUGAGAUUCUUAGUGUGGAAUGCCAACCUGAAGUCAACACAGUUCGAGCUUCCAUACGGAGAUCAAGCUUUCUUCAUGACGACGAGACAAUUCCUGGAAGUCGGGGGCUUCCCGGAAUUCCUUCUGUUGGAGGAUGUCAAGAUGGUGGCGUUGAUGAAACGUCACGGUCACGUGGCCAUAGCAGAAGGCGACCCCGCGCUGACGUCCGACCGGAAAUGGAGGCAGCACGGUUAUUUUCAGGUGACAGCGCGGAACAUUCUGGUGAUGCUGGCCUCCAAACUAGGGGUGCACCCAGACACGCUGGCAGGGUGGUACUAUAGCCCUGUCAGGAGCUUAACAGCGACGGAUAAUCAGUGCCCGUCAUCUUGAAUCUUUCACAUGUUGACUUCGUAUCACGGGACGUAAGCUUCCCCGUUGGCUUUUAUCUAUAGGACCGCUGGUACAAGUGUAUUUCAUCCUAUAUAUGAAUUCAGUUACAUUCUAGGAGUGAACAAUUCUUGCAGUGUGCAACAAGGUAGAUAUAUACAUAGCAAGAAAAUGUUUGGUAGUAGAUGCUAGUUAAAUCCGAUAUACACAUAUACCCCAUUAUAACGAUGUCUAAAUGAUUGUGUUUACUUUGGUGUAUCUAUAAUAGUUGUCAAAGACCGUACAGAAGUCCCUGUAUUGUGUACAUUGUUGUAUCAAUUAAAUUACCAUACCUUACUAUUCCAUA
Messenger RNA from Branchiostoma floridae (Florida lancelet), 1964 nucleotides. RefSeq lists its product as uncharacterized. Lineage: Eukaryota; Metazoa; Chordata; Leptocardii; Amphioxiformes; Branchiostomatidae. The transcript is spliced from 10 exons. Bases 62 to 1621 code for a protein of 519 amino acids. The record is from RefSeq and is a predicted model, not a curated record.